Episyrphus balteatus (marmalade hoverfly) is the source of this 1091-nucleotide messenger RNA. RefSeq names its product nuclear transcription factor Y subunit gamma-like. Lineage: Eukaryota; Metazoa; Arthropoda; Insecta; Diptera; Syrphidae. The record is from RefSeq and is a predicted model, not a curated record. The transcript has 3 exons. Gene Ontology annotation, molecular function: DNA-binding transcription factor activity, RNA polymerase II-specific; RNA polymerase II transcription regulatory region sequence-specific DNA binding; protein dimerization activity. Bases 400 to 1023 code for a protein of 207 amino acids. Gene Ontology annotation, biological process: developmental process; regulation of transcription by RNA polymerase II.
CGUGUCUAAAAAAAACAUUACAUCCAAACAUUGGAAAAACUGCUUCUGAAAAAUGAACCAAUGAAAAUUCAUAAUUGGAAAAAUUUCCCGCCCACAUGUGUUAAAAAUAGUCACACUUUUGAAUUGAGAGUAAAAUCUCUUAAAGUGGAAAAACAAAUUUUUGAGACGAUAAUACUUUAAAGUGAUCCUUCAUCGUUGCAUAGUCAAAUGGUGCGUGUCGCGAUCAAAGUGUUGUGAUUUUUUGUGUUAAGUGUUUUUUUUGUUUUUCAAGUGUUUUUUGAAAAAUUUUGAAAUAAAAAAUAAAUACCACUUACAUGUGAAUAAAUUGAAGAAAAAGGUGCGCUUAAAUUAUUAAAAUAAUUAUAGUAAAUUUAUAAGAAAACAAGACUUCACUUUUAAAUGCCGAAAUUAAAACGAGCAGCGAGUCCUUUUGAUGUUUUCGAUGAUGACUUUGAUGAAGAUGCUAGUUCUAAUAGUUCAAAAAAUGGCAAUCCACCAAUUCAGAGGAAUGCCGCAAAUGCUCGCGAACGAGCACGCAUGCGCGUUUUGUCCAGUGCCUUUGGCCGGCUUAAAACCAAACUUCCAAACAUUCCUCCAGAUACAAAACUUUCCAAAUUAGAUACCUUAAGACUAGCUACGAUCUAUAUUAAACAAUUAAAAACACUCCUCGAAGGUGGUACAGAUGAAUCAAUGGAUGUUGAACCAGCUUUUAGAUUCCAUCAAACACCGCAAAGCAUGACUUGGCCUUUUACAUUUCAACAUAUUCAAGCAAGCAGACAAUUAACAUCACACUAUGCGCCCAUGGAAUGGACUCAACCGGAAAAAUACUCAAACGAUAUUUAUCGAAAUCACAAUCUUUUAACGAAUAAUAAUAAUAAUAACAACAAUACAAAUUUAAUGAAUAACAAUAUCAGCAACACAAAUCACAAUAAUAACAACAACACCAACAACAACAUGAUGCAAUCUCACAGUAGUUGUCUUUUUGAUCAUCAUCGUCCCAAUCAUGGUCAUGUGAUUCAUUAAAAAAAUGUGUAAAUUUUUGUUAAGUUAAGUUCAAAACCAAAGCCAAAUAUAGUAUUUAAUUUUUUUUU